CCCUACGACCUACAUGCCAUCAGUCAACAUGGCAAGACAAAAAUGCUUAACAACAGAUCACUAGGCUACAAUUCAUUCUGUGCACGCCUCGAAGACAUAAAAUUAUCGUUAGGUCGUUCUGGAGAUGCCCGCAAAUCGCCCCCGUCGACUGCUGCGGUCCUCAAGAGCAUGUGAUUUCUGCCAUAAACGGCGCAUCAAAUGCGAGGGAAAUUUCGGCGUGGCCAGCCGCUGUCAGAACUGUACAGAUUUCGAUGUUCAAUGCACUUUUGAUCGGCCGCUCAGGAGAGGCCGAAACACACCACAGUCGACACGGGCAGUUGGGCAGCUUGGCCUCCCUGUUCCACCAGAAUCUCCACGUCAUGUCGGCAAAGACAAAGGCCAAGGCACCAACGGAGGGGUUAGAGCAAGCACUAGCCUCCAUGACGAUGAGAGCACGACGGAGCCAUUGAGCCCGGCAUGGGAAGCCUUUGCAAGUGCUUCCAGCUCGGUUCUGAAGCGCUUGUUUUCGGUGUACUGCGAGACUGUUUACCCGAUCUUUCCGUUCUUUGAUCCGGUCAGCUUCCAGCAACGACUGGACGCGCUCGAACACACUCGCAACCGCGCAUUCUUCUGUUCUGCCAUGGCGGCUUGCGCGCUUGCCUCGGCCAGAAUAAGGGACGGUGCACCUGCUUCUGCCAGGGCUGGAGCAGGCGCUGGCAGAGAACCGGCCGAAAUGCCACCAGAGAUAUUCUUUGCCGCUGCAGAAGAAGCCCUCCCAAAGGACAUCCUUCAAUGCCACGACUUCGACUACCUCAGGGGCUAUGCGCUGCUGGCGCUCACGAGCAUACAGGAUGCAAAGAUAGCGGCGAUGCACAAGUACAUCGGCUAUUACUUCACCAUGCUUGCCAUCAAUCAGUGGCACGACGAGUCCAAUUGGCCCACCGGUCUGCAUGCUUCUGAGAGAGAGGAGCGUCGGAGACUAUAUUGGUCCAUCUAUACACUAGACGUCUAUUCCUCCAUCAUAUGGGAUGGUUGCAUCCACUUCCAAGAAAGCCAUGCCAGAGUCGAAUACCCCACUGGGCAAACCGACCUCGAAGACAGCUCCAGCUCAACCGAACCUGCCCACUGGAUCGUGGGAUGGAAUUUCACGACCGAUCUUUAUCGUAUUUUGGAGCAUACGGUGAGCCGGCUGAGGUGUCGGUCAUCCAGGUUCAACUGGCUGGGCGACUCCGCCACCACCGGGUCAUUCAGCGUUUCGAGCCAGGUUCGAGUCGCGGAACUGUACGCCGUGUUGCCCGAUGUCUUCAAGCAUCUGCAACCGGCGACCGGCGACCCCGAGAGGGACAUCUACGGAUUCCAGGCGGCCAACAUCCAGGCAACCAUGGCUCUCCUCCGAAUGGCCUACCUUUCUUUGGAUGUGGAUAUCGACCUGGAAAAGAAAUGCUCCGUCGUCAGCGACGUGCUGUCCACCUUCCAUCAGGUCCCUAAGCCCUAUUUGAGAGCCAUCAGUACGCCUCUGAUCUAUCACAUCGGCGGGAUUGGCAUCAUCCUGGGCUCGGUCAUGGAAGGGCCGCUGUCAGAAAGCUCCUGUCGGCGCGUCCGGGACCUCCUGCUUUCGAUGGCCGUGCUGCUCGAGAGUCUCGAAGCCUUCCUCCAUCGGAGUGCCGGCGCCGGCCAAAGACUCCGCAACCUCGCGUCGCGGCUGGAGGAGUACAUCAACCUUCGGUCAACCACUCAUCCCGGCCAGACGGCGGCCGUGGCGGGGCCGUCAGAAUUACAGGAUGCGUUACCAUCCAGCGGGUGGGAAGGCUCUGCAGGUGUGGCGGACCUGUCGCCACAGUUCCAACUUCCGGACGAUCUCUUUGAGGACUGGACAUGGCCUUUUGUUACCACCAACGGCUACUUAUCCUUCUGAGGGAUCAUGCAGGAUGGUGGGAAUAUCUAUCGUGGUACUCUCAUUACACGCCGUACUACCACCUAUUACUAAAAACCUCGCCGUUCACAUAGUUCACCAUCUCCCUAACCGGCUCCAGCUCCGGCAGCCCUUUCCCAAACAAGAUGCCCUUCCUCAUCACGGUCCGGUAGUUCGCGCCGGGGUUGACCUUCCCCAAGACAUACAGCCUGCGGGUCUCGACACGGUCCGGCACGGGAAUGCUGCGUCCGACGAUGGCCUCCAUGCCC
Messenger RNA from Chaetomium strumarium, 2160 nucleotides. RefSeq lists its product as uncharacterized. The transcript has 4 exons. The coding region runs from base 125 to 1894 and encodes 589 amino acids. Gene Ontology annotation, biological process: DNA-templated transcription; regulation of DNA-templated transcription. The record is from RefSeq and is a predicted model, not a curated record. NCBI's taxonomy places the organism in Eukaryota, Fungi, Ascomycota, Sordariomycetes, Sordariales, Chaetomiaceae. Gene Ontology annotation, molecular function: DNA-binding transcription factor activity, RNA polymerase II-specific; DNA binding; zinc ion binding.